Molecule: messenger RNA, 1540 nt
Organism: Sycon ciliatum
Lineage: Eukaryota; Metazoa; Porifera; Calcarea; Leucosolenida; Sycettidae
Exons: 3
Coding region: 383-1417 (344 amino acids)
Source: RefSeq, a predicted model, not a curated record
GUCCAUUGAGCACUUAGAUGGAGUAUCGGAGUCGCUAUUCCCCAUUAUGAUACCACAGCGUCUGCUGGACCUAAAUCACACAACUCCAAAGUAUAACAAGGUGGACAGCAAGACGAUGUGCAUCUAUUGAAAUCGUCAUCUCGUACAGCGAGCACCAAAUGUGGCUUCAAGUGUGAGAGUUCCAACUGGUCAGCCGGUCAUCCCUUCGCACAAUCUCACAUCUACUGACACACACCUGCAACCAGCUUGGCAGGAAACAAGCUUUAGUCCACAGGCAGGUAUCAGGCUGCAUCCGCAUCGCAGAGGGCCUACGGACAACCAUACCAGGGAAAGAGGUCAGACACCUGUAUUGGAAGCUGCAGAUUGGGAUAGAUCAUCAGCCAUGGCAACACCAAAGGAAACAAGAAGCACUAGGCAACAGGAAGCAGAAAGACAAGGCUUUGACACGCAGUUUCAGGGGCUGAAUAUAUCACCAGCGAUUGCAGGUCAACCUCCCGGCAAGUUCACCUCGCAUCAGGCGCAGACGUCCAUUGGACGUCAGGCAGCGCAGACCUCCGGGAUGACAAGCGCAACACCAAAAAGUCACAACUCCUAUGCUUCUGCAGUUUCUUCUCCUUCCUAUCUUGACAGUAUCCUUGCUGAUAGCAGAAGUAUGGAUACCGCUGAUCAUGUGGACAAGCAUGUAUCCACACCUACUCAGGAGUAUGCAGCCAAACAGGAUAAUUGGAGCGCUGAUACUCACACACAAGUGGAAGAAUCACAGGCCGAGAAUGGACAGGGGCAAUUGCACGUUCAAGCGCUGAAUCAACGGCAAAAUCUGGGCUCAGACCAAGCCAGCAAGCAAAUGGUGGUUGAUAUGUUCGAGUGGACAACCGGCACGUUGGAAAUCUUGGAGCGGCUGGAGUACCCAGAGCAGUUUGAGAGGGAGCAGAUUCCACUCUCACCGGAAGCAAAAAAAAUGCUUGACAGGCGGACCAAGGGUGGAGAAGCCAUUUCUGUCAAAGGGACUGUCGACGAUGCCAACAUUUAUAUUCUUCUGAUGUCGAUGCAAGUCAGCAGCUGUAAUCCAGCUAUCCGUGACCAGGUGAAAAUCGAGCUGAAAGAGAGCCUUGCCCACUGGCAGGAAACUGGCGUGGAGCUGAAGAGCAACGUGUCCAAAGACCUCAUCAAGCAGCUGUUUCUCGCUCUGGACGGCAAACGGCCGGAAGAAAUUGUGCCAGCCUACUCACAACCAUUAGUAUUUGAUGAUACAGUCGACGCUGCUUCAUUCUCCAAGACAAUGUCAACUGUCUUCGGAGCAUACCAGAGGGGAGCGCACAGAACAGACCAGCUAGAGAGAUCAUUCCGUGAGGAUCCUAACAACAAGGCCAGAAAGCCAAACCUCAGGAAGAAUACCCAAUACGACGACUUCAAAUGACCGAUUGCCAUCCUACUUUAAAGGGGAACUCCGGUCCAAAAUCACCCCCAUUUUUUAUUGCGGAAUCCAUUAGAGUAUGUCGUAAGUGGUAGAAUGGCGAAAACCGGAAGCUUCUACGACAAG